UGAUGGCAUUAGGUCACCAUCUCAACAUGGUGGAGGCCGAGAAACAGAAGUUACGAGCUCAGGUUCGGAGGUUAGUCCAGGAGAAUACGUGGUUGAGAGAUGAGCUUGCUGCCACGCAACAGAAACUACAGACCAGCGAACAGAACCUGGCUGACCUGGAGGUCAAAUACAAACACCUAGAGUACAUGAACUCCAUCAAGAAGUUUGACGAGGAUCGAACACCAGAUGCGGAGGACACAUCGUCAGAUCCCUUAGAUCUAGGUUUCCCAGAAGAUGAUGAUGGGUCUCAAGCAGAUGAGAGUUACCCCCAGCCACAAUCAGGCAGUGGUUCAGUAUCAGCAGCAGCAGGGGGAUAUGAGAUUCCUGCCCGCCUACGUACAUUACACAACCUAGUUAUACAGUAUGCCUCACAGAGUCGCUAUGAGGUAGCUGUACCACUCUGUAAACAGGCUUUAGAAGAUCUCGAGAAAACGUCAGGUCAUGAUCAUCCAGAUGUAGCCACUAUGCUUAACAUUCUUGCCCUCGUCUACAGGGAUCAAAACAAAUACAAGGAGGCUGGUAACCUGUUGCAUGAUGCUCUUGCUAUCAGGGAAAAAACACUUGGACCAGAUCAUCCUGCUGUUGCAGCCACAUUGAAUAAUUUAGCAGUGUUGUAUGGUAAGAGAGGUAAAUACAAAGAAGCAGAACCUUUAUGUAAGAGAGCCCUGGAGAUCAGGGAAAAGGUUCUUGGGAAAGAUCAUCCUGAUGUAGCUAAGCAACUAAAUAAUCUAGCUCUGCUCUGCCAAAAUCAAGGAAAAUAUGAAGAGGUUGAGUGGUACUACCAGAGAGCUUUAGAAAUCUAUGAGAAGAAACUGGGUCCUGACGAUCCUAACGUAGCCAAGACCAAGAACAACCUCGCAGCAGCCUACCUCAAACAGGGCAAGUACAAGGCUGCAGAGACCCUCUACAAGCAGGUCCUAACUAGGGCCCACGAGAGAGAGUUUGGUAUAAGCGCUGACGACAAGGACAACAAGCCUAUCUGGAUGCAGGCCGAGGAGAGGGAAGAAAAGGGUAAAUUUAAGGAUAAUGCACCAUACGGUGACUAUGGAGGAUGGCACAAAGCAGCUAAGGUUGACAGUCGGUCCCGCAGUAGCCCUACGGUCACGACUACUCUUAAAAACCUUGGAGCUCUCUACAGGAGACAAGGAAAGUAUGAGGCUGCAGAGAUACUGGAAGAAUGUGCCGUGAAGUCUCGAAGAAAUGCUUUGGAUAUGGUGCGUGAGACCAAGGUGCGUGAGCUUCUAGGCCAAGACCUGUCGACCGAUGUACCACGGUCCGAGGCCAUGGCCAAGGAGAGACAUCACAGACGCAGUAGUGGGACCCCCAGGCAUGGCAGCACAGAGAGUGUGUCAUAUGAGAAGGCAGACGGGGGCGAGGAAGUGAGUAUAGGCGUAGCUUGGAAAGGGAAGCGGAAACCGAAAGAUCGCUCCCGAACGAUCCCCGAAGGUUAUGUAGAGAUUCCACGCAGCCCACCUCACGUACUUGUCGAGAAAGGGUUCGAAAAUGCACAACUUGGAAAGAAUGGUGAUGGCAAGUUAAGGAGAAGCGGUUCACUGUCAAAACUCAGGGCAUCGGUGCGGCGUAGCAGCACUAAACUUCUCAACAAGCUCAAAGGAAGAGAGUCCGACGAUGAUGGAGGGUCUGACAUUUUUGAUGGUUUAAUGGAUAUGGUGAAAAGUGGUUUCCUUAGAAGUAAUGGAAUAGAGGUGUGUAGAAGUCUCUCCGUCCCCGUAGAGGUAUAUCAUGAAAAGAGCUAGUUCUAUGUCAGUUCUACCCAGUAGAGGGAAUGAUGAGUCAUCACCGGCACCCAUUCAACUCAGUCUUCGUGGUCGCGUCGGAAGCCACGACAACCUUUCUUCACGUCGGCAAUCUGGAAACUUCUGAGACGAUCCCUUCAUCAGUACCUCCAUCCAUUGCACAAACUUUUAGCGAGUUGAGAUGAUCCCUGCCUGAUGAGAUGGCAGCAGAAUUAGUCCAGCAUAGCUCUUUUAUUUUUCAAUGGCACAAUGGAAUGACUUGAGCUGCUUCAGUUUUUUCACUAACAUCAAGUUUGUAGCAUCAUAAGUGCCACGAAAUCCCUGGAUUUGGAGAAGAAAAUUACACAACAUGUGGAUUUCCAGUUUUCAUGUGGAGCUGAUAAACAUUUUGAUGAACAUUUCUUUGAUAUAUUCGCACCAGAACUGACCACAGAAUUUGUCAAAAUCAUAUUCAUCAGUUUCCCUUUUAAAAUGGUAGCGCCACGAGGAUGAUCAGAUUUCCUGACUUGUUUGACCUAUUUCUAGAAUUUCCCAAAUCAGAUUGACCUUAGUGAAACAAACUGUAGAUAUCUAGCUCACUUAUUCAUGAUGUACUAAAAGAAUGGAGACUUCAAAGGUUUUGUUUUUCUUUUGCAAAUGAGAUGCCCAUUUUUUUUAUUGGGUUCAAAUGAACAAUCUGAUAAAAUAUAUUGCAAAUUUUUAUUCAUUAAUCUACCGAUUUUGUUGCUGUUCAGUGAAUGCAGUGUCGGGCAUUUCACCAGUCGAUUGUCUGAUGAAUUUAUUUGAGACAACAUGCUUGAUUUGUUUUGGGGUUUUUCCCCCAUGGUUGCUGCUUUGAAAGCUCAUAAGUUUGAACUGAAUAUGUAGUGCACACAUUAUCAACCAACAUCACACGUAUAUGAACAUUACUUUCUCUCUUGCAAAAGAAAGACAAGACGUUUAAAUCUCUAUCUUGUGAAGAAGCGUGAGUGAGCACUACCAAAAUAUGGCGUGAUGUGCAAUGACUAGUGCACGUACUGACUGAUUGUUGUUUUGUCUCCGUGGAAACCCCAUACCAAAGUGGCACACAAUUAGAUGGUGACCAUUAUUUAAUUGAAUGUAGCUAUAUAUAGAACAUGUACAAAUUCGAGAAAAACUAAGAGAAGAAAAUUAGACAUUAUUGAAUUUAUCUGAUUUAUUGUAUAUUAUAAUUGAUAGAUACAUACAUGUACUUGCAAGAAUUUGAUAACUGGAAUGAUUUCUUGUAGGGUGAAGAGAUAGCUUGAUUGAUGAAUAGUGAUAGAUAUACAAGGUUAGGUGUGAUUUUACUUAAAAUAGAGAUGGAAUCUAAACUUUAGCUGUGAGAUUUAUACUCUCUUUCUCAUUCACUGAUUUGAAGUGUACAGAAUGUAUCAAAUGAAUAAAACUGAAAAGAAAUCUUUCCGUGUUAGUAGUUAAAGCAGUCUCUAAAAGAGUACCGGUAUGCUGUCUGUGGCGUUUGUGACUUCAAUCAAUGUCUGUUAUUGUUUUAAAAGUAUGAUUUCCCAAAAUUGUUGAAAAGAUGAAUUUUAAAAUUUUAAUGAAAUUUAUUUUGAAAGGUACUGGCAUUUUCAAACUUUGCAUUGUCAGUGUAUGGCUUUAUAUAAAGAAUGGUCUAAUAAUCUUUUACACGUCAUAUAUAAAAAAAUCAUAUGAAAAUUUUAUUAUAUUGGUGUUCUCCUGAAGCAGUUACAGUGCACAGUUUAGCAGGAAUCCAAAUCAAUAUUUUACAAAGCAAGUAAUAAGUAUUUAAUUGUGAAUUGGUUAUGCAAUCAUAAGAUGUUGGAAAACUCUGCCCUGACUAUAAUGAUGUUAUAUGAAUCAAAAACUUGUGUUUGUAUGUUAUAAAAUCUGUCAUAAAAGGAGGCAGUGUGGUCUUAUGGUGUGGUUGCAUUCCUAUAUGUAUGUUAUUGAACACAAAUCUACUGCAUACUUACGCACAAAAAGUGUCAAAAUAAACGAAAGAUCGUGAAUUUAACCUUAGUCCUUAUCAAUAAUUAUAUAUCAUACAUGUAUCUCUUCAUUUGGAAUCGAUCUAUAAUCAAGCUGUACCAAGAACUAGAAAUAAGAUAACUUUUUUACACAAUCAAAAUGAUUUGGCAAUCACUUAGUGAAGCUUUUGUCUACUAUGUAGGUUUAGCCGACGUCUCUCUUUGGCCAGAGAUGUUGCAACACUGCAAGAAAAUAGGAUAAAUUGCUGAUAAAUUGUAUUUGUCCCAUACAAUGUUUUCAUAAUAUAGGAUGUGGCAGCCUAUUAAAGAAUUCAUUUCAUCCCCAAUGUCCAGCCAAUCUGAUGAACCUCUUCAAGAAUAAACCAAGAGCUCUUUGAUAUUCCAAUAAUAGACAAUUAUUUUAAAUUGUAAGUGCAGUAUGAUUUACAUAUUGAAAUGAAAUGUACUCCGUUCGUAUAAUGCUUGCAUGUAUGAUAAUUCUCACACACGGAGUUGCUAUCCAAUCUGAAGCCAGGCAUUGCAUUGUGUAAAAAUUCAUGUAAGUCAACUCUUCAUAGCAUGGCUGUAAUCAUCAAUUGUUAAAUGAAUGUGAUUUUUAAUUGUCAAACAGAUACACAAAGCAAAUCAAGAUUUGUUAUUGAUCACUCUCUAUCUCUUGCACUUGUGAUACUAGUAUUUCAACAUCUCAAAUUGUGUCUGAAUUAAAUUCUUGGUGAAUCUUUUUUUCUGAACUUUGCCAAUAACAGAAUCAAUUGUAGAAUAUGAAGGUAAUGAUCUUUGCUGCACUUUGAAUAUUGAUAUUGUCAGCAAGUUCUUCACUUAAUAGAACUCCAUCUAUCCAGUAUUAUGGUUUCUUCAUAGUUUUAUUUGUGGUUUAAAUGCUGCCGGAUAGUCAAUUUAUGCGUCCCUAUCUUCCUCUUAAAAGAAACAAAUUGUAAAUUACUGUUUAUGUUCCUUGAAUCAGCAUUCAUAAUCCUUUUCAAAAUGUGCUCUGAUGUAAUAUUUAGUAACAUUACAUUCAUGAACUUGUUACAAAUGUAGAUAUCAUGUGCUUUGUAGUAGAAACCCCUAUUCAUCUUUUCCAGAAAACGAUUUAUCUCAAAUGAUAACCAUUAAAUGGUUAGGGCUUACCAAUUAUUGUUAAACAUUAGGAAUUCGCAUGGCUUAUACACCAUACCAUGUUUUCUCUUUUGAAAAUGAAUUGAUGUCAAUGUUAAUUUCAUACACAAUAAAUUCACAUGAAAAUGUUAUGAUAUGAUUGUGUUGCCUCUCACAAGAUUGAAAUAUAGGUAUAUGUGUUUUCACAGAUGAAAAGGUCAAAAGGCAUUAUAAUGCAUGUUUGUGAAUAUUAGCUCAGUUGUCACUCAUGGUGAUGUCUGCUUUGUAAGAGCCUUGGCCACACUGUUGCUAUUUUUUUUAGAUCAAAUAUCAGCAUUCUGACAAAAUAGAUGAUUACAGCUCAUCGUCUCAUUAAAGAAUUCAUUUGUAACCUUUUGCAUCUUGGUGGUUCCCGCUCAAAACCGUAUGACACAGGGAGUGGACAAAAUGUACAACUUACUAAUGGUAUACAUUCUGCAAUCGCUUUUGUAGACAAACAUUUCUCUGCUGAUAAUGAAAAAUAAAAAGACAAGGGGAAUAUGCAUAUGCUCAGGUCUUACAUGGUUGUACAUCAGAGUAAUGAAGAGAUAUGAAGUCAUAAUGAGGAUCUGUAUAUCUGUCUGCUUUUGUUAAGCAUGAUCUCAGCAAAAUGAGCCCCCAACCGUUUUAAGAUUUGCAUUUAUUGCAGUGCUGUGCACUUAAUAAAAAAGUAUAAUUACUUCUGAAAUUGCUACUACAGUCAAUUUAAGCAAAGCAUACCUGUGUAUUGAUAAAAUCAAAGAGUCUGAUGAUUGUGAUUUGGAAAAAAUAAUAACUUCUGUGUGGCCGAGGUCAUCAUGGAUAUCUGACCGUGUUCCUGUGACACGAGGUAGUAUUAUAUACGUCAUUAACUGUCCAUCUGUAUUUUGUAAGGCUUCAAGAUAUUUUGUUGCUCUAGUGUUAUACUCUUAUUUUUGUGCCUUGAAAAUCUUUAUCGUGUGCAGAGAACCUAUUUAUGAGGUAAUGUAAAGAAAGAGCUAUAAAGAUAGAUGUCACAAUUCAAAUAAAUGUGCUUGAUAUCGAUUAUGCUUUCGAUGUAGAGUGAUGUUCCAACUUGCCUGGAAUGAAAAUGCUUAAUUAUUUAGACAUUAGAAAAGAAGAAUGUACAUACAUUAUAUAUGUAGUUUUAUCUGUGCCAUUUGUAAAGAGUAAUUCAUCUGUUAGCAGAAGGGCAAAGAAAUAAUUUCCUAUUACAAACAUUGGGUUAAAAAAAACUACCUAAUAAGUUAUGAUAUCAGUUCACCUAUAUAUGUUUACUAAAAGUAAGAAUAAAGAGUCUUAGAAAUGUUGUCACAGAAUAUUAAUGAGUAAUUUCAUCUAUUGACAAUUCAUUCAAUAUGGGAUCAUUUGCUUUCCAACAGUAAAUUUUGAAAUAUUCUGACAGUAAAAUUUCUAAAAACUUGAAUGCACAUUUCAAGGGAUGUCAGAUAGUGUUGUGAUAGACCGUGCCAGUAGUCUCUUUUGAGAUAGCAUUUUCUUACUAAAUCUUCUUCAGUGGUGACAGUAGAAUUAGACAGGUCUAUUUUUCCAUCUGAUAUGCAUUUGGUUCAACUUUUCUCUCUAAUACCUUGUUCAGCUCAUUAGAUGCUCAUUAGACGCUCAUUAUGUCACACCUGACGUUGUCAGGAACACUGCUACAACUUGUUAUCUUUUAGCCUUUUCUAACUGGUUAACCAAAACAAAGACUGCAUUCCUUUGUAAUCAUAUAGAUUGUGACUGUGCAGUGUAACUUAUGUGUAUACAGCAGGCAUAUCUUUGAACAUAUUGACAGAUAUUUCCUUUCAAAAGUUCUAAGAGUACUUGUAUAAAGUAUAUGAAGGAUCUCAUCUUAGUUGAUAUGUGUGUAAUAAAUGUGUGAUGCUUGCAAAUACAUUGAUGACACAAAAUGUAUGGAAUAAAAAAAAAACUAAGUUCAAUGUGCAAAUAAAGAGAUAAAUGUAAAUGCUGA
Molecule: messenger RNA, 6851 nt
Organism: Lytechinus pictus (painted urchin)
Lineage: Eukaryota; Metazoa; Echinodermata; Echinoidea; Temnopleuroida; Toxopneustidae
Product: kinesin light chain
Exons: 17
Coding region: 3-1796 (597 amino acids)
Biological process (GO): microtubule-based movement
Cellular component (GO): kinesin complex; cytoplasm
Molecular function (GO): kinesin binding
Source: RefSeq, a predicted model, not a curated record